AUGUCCAUCGGUAUUCCAGUUAAGAUCCUGCAUGAAGCAGAAGGCCAUGUAAUAACCUUAGAAACAGUUAGCGGCGAAGUAUAUCGUGGUAAACUGUCAGAAGCGGAAGAUAACAUGAAUUGUCAAAUGUAUUCAGUUAAUGUAACUUAUAGAGAUGGUCGUACAGCGUAUUUACAGCAAAUUUUUGUUCGAGGUAGCAAAGUAAGGUUUAUAGUUAUACCUGACAUGUUAAAGAACGCACCAAUGUUUAAGAAAACCAGUAAUAAAGCAGAAUUGGGUAAAUCAGCAAUCCUAAAGGCUCAA
This is a messenger RNA of Trichoplax adhaerens, 303 nucleotides long. RefSeq lists its product as uncharacterized. The annotation marks the transcript as partial. Gene Ontology annotation, molecular function: RNA binding. The transcript has a single exon. NCBI's taxonomy places the organism in Eukaryota, Metazoa, Placozoa, Uniplacotomia, Trichoplacea, Trichoplacidae. Gene Ontology annotation, biological process: spliceosomal snRNP assembly; RNA processing. Gene Ontology annotation, cellular component: U12-type spliceosomal complex; U4 snRNP; U2 snRNP. The record is from RefSeq and is a predicted model, not a curated record.